AUGGCAGUGUAUUACUUAGACAAAGACGCGGCAGAAUGGUGGGAGAGUAGGGAUCACCAAGUAGGACAUAUGGUCACCACUUGGGCGGCAUUCAAACAAGAAUUUGAACGCAAGUACUUCACUCCUGAAUCUAAGCGAAGGCUUCAACAGUUAGAGAAUAGACUAGCAGUCGGUAACUACGAGAGUCUCACCGAGCUAGUGGAAAAGGCUGUGAAUGUGGAGAUUGGAUUGGAAGCUGAAAAGGCUGCAACUAAGAAAUCCAAGCAGCAUCAAGAAGGAAAGUAUGGUGGAAACCAAAGAUCUUUUAAGGGUAAAGAUAAGGAAAAGGAAUCGGGAGGGCCAAGUCGACGAUCUCUGUUCACAGGGAAAUGCUUUAAUUGUGGCAAGAUAGGCCAUAAGUCAAGUGAAUGCUACGGGAAGAAACCUGGAUCCUUUCAGUCUAACUCCUACAAUCCUACAUGUUUCACGUGUGGAAAGAAAAGGCACAUCUCUACGCAGUGCAGCGUCAACCGUCCUAUCCCAGCUACGCUAAUCACUGUCCAUCCUCCUCCAGCUCCACCUGCAAUCGCACCAGCGCCAAAAAGGAAAGCUAUAGGAGGUAGAGUUUACGCUUUAGAACUAGAGGAUACUAAACUUCCAGGUCCAUCUAAGGGUCCCAUCACAGGAAGUUUACAUGUUGCGGGACAUCCCACACAUGUAUUGUUCGACUCGGGGGCAACACAUAGCUUUGUGGCCCCUGAGGUAGCUGCCGAAUUUGUGGGUUCAUUUGUGAUUGACAGGAUGGAUGUGGCUGUGAUGACUCUCGGAAACCAAACCCUCCAAGCAAAAGAAUGCCUCAGAAGAGUUCUGUUAGUCAUUAGCGAGAAGAUGUUCUUGGCAGAUUUGUUGGUGGUGCCCUUAAAAGGAUAUGAAGUUAUCUUGGGCAUGGAUUGGUUAUCAGGCUAUCGGGCACAAUUAGAUUGUGGAAAAGGUCGUAUUUCGUUCAAAGAGAACGGGCAACGGCAAAUAGUGUUCUACGGGAUCAGUCCAAGCGAGUCUGUGUCUUUAGUAGCUGCCUUGAGAGUGGAAGAUUUGCUUAAGGAUGGAGAAGCGUAUCUGGUAACAGUAACUGCUACAUUAAAAGAGUUACCUCCACCUCGGAGUAACCCUUUCACAAUUAACUUGGAACCUGGAGCUAAGCCGAUAGCAAAGGCUCCUUACCGCAUGGCACCCGCAGAGUUAGCAGAGUUGAAGAAACAACUUGAAGAUUUAAUGGAGAAAGGUUUCAUAAGACCUAGCUCUUCACCAUGGGGAGCUCCGGUCUUAUUUGUCAAGAAGAAGGAUGGUAGCAUGCGACUUUGCAUUGAUUAUCGAGAAAUCAACAAUAUCACCAUCAAAGAUAAGUAUCCUCUUCCGAGGAUAGACGAGUUGUUGGAUCAGCUAAGGGGAGCAAGUUGGUUUUCGAAGAUCGACUUGGCGUCGGGCUAUCAUCAGAUUCCAAUAUCAGAAGGUGAUGUCAUGAAGACUGCGUUUAGAACUCGUUAUGGACAAUACGAGUUCGUAGUAAUGCCUUUUGGACUUACUAACGCACCGGCGGCCUUCAUGAGAUUGAUGAAUGAAGUCUUCCACGAUUAUCUCGACAAGUUCGUGAUAAUCUUCAUCGAUGACAUUUUAAUAUAUUCCAAGACAGAGGUCGAGCACAAAGCACACUUGAAGCUAGUGUUGGAACGGUUAAGAAACCAGAAGCUGUAUGCCAAGUUCAGCAAGUGUUCUUUCUGGAAAAGAGAGAUCGGGUUCUUGGGGAACCGUGUGUCUGGAGAAGGAGUUUCCGUAGAUUCGGAAAAGGUGAAAGCCAUCGAGGAAUGGCAAAGGCCAUCAAUUGAAGACAGAGUGAUUGCUUAUGCAUCAAGGCAACUCAGGAAACAUGAAGAGAACUACCCAACACACGAUUUAGAAAUGGCGGCAGUGGUGUUUGCGUUAAGGAUUUGGAGAUCUUACUUAUAUGGAGACGUCGUGGAAGUAUUCACAGAUCAUAAGAGUCUCAAGUACUUGUUCAUACAGCCUGAUUUGAACCUGCGACAAAGGCGAUGGAUGGAGUUUGUGGCGGAUUACGACCUGAAGAUUCAAUAUCAUCCAGGCAAAGCUAAUGUGGUCGCAGAUGCACUAAGUCGUAGAAAGUUGGUAUCUGAUAUUGGAAAGGAAGUGGAAGCGCUAUCAAGUGAGCUCAAGUUGAUGAGUUUAUGGGCAAUUCAAGGGGAGCUAAGUGAGCCUUUAGGCAUACGUGCCGUAAACCAGGCAGGUUUACUCGCACGGAUCAGACAGGAGCAACAACGUGAUGAAAAGUUAAAAGGGAUCGUCGCAGAAGUUAAAAAUCAAGAAGCUCCAAACGCAAGUGGCUAUCAUGUGGCAGCAGAUGUCAAAGUCGAGCAUCAGAUUCCAGGAGGAUUGUUACAAAUAUUACCAGUACCUCAGUGGAAAUGGGAUUUCAUCACUGGGUUACCGCCGGCUCGAGGAAGAUCAAAUAAUGCAAUAUGGGUGAUUGUCGACAGACUGACGAAGGUGGCGCACUUGUUACCUAUGAAAGAAACAGAUAAGGUAGAAGUAUUGGCAGAGAUGUAUGUGGAUCAAAUUGUGAAGUUGCAUGGUGUGCCAACAGAUAUAGUCUCCGAUCGAGAUCCUAGAUUCACCUCAAAUUUUGGGAAGGCGUUACAAGAAGCUGUGGGAACUAAGUGGUUCAUAAGCACCGCGUAUCAUCCCGAGAUGGACGGCCAAACCGAAAGAACCAUUCGCACCAUAGCGGAUAUGAUGCGGAUGUGUAUAUUGGAUUGGGCGGGAAGCUGGAAAAAACAUUUACCAUUAAUCGAAUUCUCCUACAACAACAGCUUUCAUUCUUGCAUAGGUAUGGCACCAUAUGAGGCGCUUUAUGGGAGGCCAUGCAAAACACCUUUAUGCUGGACCGAAGUUGGAGAAAGAAGAGAGUUUGGACCCGAAAUUGUAGAAGAGAAAAUGAAAUAG
Molecule: messenger RNA, 2994 nt
Organism: Brassica napus (rape)
Lineage: Eukaryota; Viridiplantae; Streptophyta; Magnoliopsida; Brassicales; Brassicaceae
Exons: 6
Coding region: 1-2994 (997 amino acids)
Biological process (GO): proteolysis; DNA integration
Molecular function (GO): nucleic acid binding; aspartic-type endopeptidase activity; zinc ion binding
Source: RefSeq, a predicted model, not a curated record